UGCACCAACAAAACACAGACGGUAGGUUGUCAUGUCUGCAGUUUAAUGGUUUCCGUGCGGGGGACAACAACGCUGCAGCCCAGGCCCUCCAAACACAGUGAACGGUUUCUCAACGUCUACACAGCUCGAGGUGGACGCCGUCUGGUGAGAUAUGGCGGAGGGAGGCUUUGACCCUUGUGAGUGCAUCUGCACCCACGAGUAUGCUAUGAGGCGCCUCAUCAACCUGCUCAGGCAAUCUCAGUCCUACUGCACAGACACCAACUGCCCUCAGGAAUUGCCGGGUCCCAAUGGGCCGAUCGGCGGUGACCUGACCCUCCCCAUGGUUCUGAUGGGAUGGGCGGUGCUGGCUCUGCUCCUGUUCCUGUUGCGCCCAUCCAGUCUCAGGGGCAGCCGUCCCACAGGCAAACCUCACGGACCCCACAAUCGCAAUGGAAGAGAGCCUCCAGCGCCCCCUAUCGACUAGCAGUGGAGAGCACCAGCACUCACUCACCUGCACUGACUGGAGCUGCAGUCAGCCAGCGACUGUGACAAAGGGACAGCGUCAUCUCCCCUUCAUUCAAAUAUCUUUUGCUUUUCUCCUACUUUAUUGCCACUGUUUUUUUUGUGAUGGAUUUGUCUAUGACUCCUGUCACUGGAGCCCAACUGAUCUGAAUAACGACGACGUUUUUUUUCCAUCUUGAAUUAAAAAUAUAUAAUUAGUAACGUUGUUGUUUUGUAUGUCUAAAGACGCAUACAAUCCAAUUUUGACUGAUAAUAUCGGCAUGUUAAUAUAUCAGUUGGGCUCUAAGUGGUAUUCGUAGUCUUUAAUCAGAAGGCGGGGCGUUGUUCAAGUGCUUGCUAAGCGUUGAAGGGUGGUGGGUCUCUCUCUGAAACAUUCCUCUCUUUCCACUUCUAAGUCACAACUCUAUAAACGGUGCCAGUAAUGAUGUCAUAUCACGUAGUGUUUUAAUAGCACAUUUAAACCAGCAUAAUGAUUAACGCAAUGAAUUUACAUGGACGAAUACUAUUAUGAAUUAGGAUCACAGCAACACGCCGUUGAUUUCAAUACAGCCAAUCCAUCUUCUGUGUUUACACUCAGGCCUCAGUCCGAGUACAUACUCCAGCAAACAGUCCGGUGUGUUGUGUGAACGACGUCUCCGUAAACGCAUCUGUCCCUUUAAGCGACUGUUGGUUGUGUGACCGUGGUUGUAAGUUAUCUGGACCACCGAUCUGUUCAACAGGCUACAGUUGGACAGUCAAAUGCUCCCAUUUCACGUAGUUGAAAUGAACUGAAUUGCAGGCAUAUGUGUAUUAAGUGUGGUCAUUGUAAAACAAUAUACUCGGCACAAGCAUUUUAAUCAUAUCGAGAUGAUUCCAUGUACUGUCAUUAUUUAGUGGUUAAAAGAUGAAAAUAAGUCAAUUUUAUACUCAACUUAUUAGUAGCAGAGAAUCUUAUUUUGUUGUGGUAUGCCGUCUUCUUAUGAAGGCGUGUUGUGCUGAGUCAGCGGUCUAAAAUGGUGGAGGUGAGGGCCUGCAGUCUGUGGUUGAUUGGAGCAUUGAGUUUCUACUUCUACAACUUCGGUAUGAUGAUGAUGAUGAUGAUGAUGAUGUCAAACCAAUUUAAAGGAAAGGAGCUAGAAAACGGUGCCAAUGUUGAAGUUCUGGUCUCAAUACUGCGACAACUUCUUGUGAAAGAAGAGCAAUAUUUCGGUUCAUUUUUGAUAUAAAAUGAGAUCAGAAGAGGACGUGGGAAUGAUCUGGAGGUUCUCUCUUUACCGUGGUUUACAGGAUUUGUUGGUUUCUCUUGGUCCAGAGCUGCUAAAUGAGUGAUUCAUUUAAAAAAUAAAAAAAACAGUUUGUCAGCUAGAAGGUUUAAUUAGUGAACAGAACAAUAGAAAUCUCUAAUGCAGAGCAAUAUAGUGGUGAAUGUCUGGUGUUCUUUUACCCUGUAUGUAACUGUGGGUGGAUAUUUAUACCACUAUACAACAGCCUCAAAGUUACUUAAGAGUAUCAACACUUUCAUACAAUCUCAAGAAAAAUGGAACAUUAUAACAAGUGAAUGUUUUUUUUAUUGUUGGCUGUUGGAUUGCAGUACAUGAUGGGGGUUUCCUGGUUUCUCGUCAAUGACCUGAUCUUGGUUGUGCCCCUGUCAUGGCAACAUGGCUGUGGAAGUGUGUCUGGGCCUUGGAUUAUGUUUUCAGGGGCACUUGUGAUAUCAGAAUUUACGUGGAUUAGUCUUAAAAUUGAAGUGUCUCUCUUGAUAUACAUGGUGUAAGAGUUCAGAACCUGAAUAUCAUCUGUAAUAGCUUCUCUUAUUUUCCAUAUCAGCGAAUAAGGCCCUCUAAAGAUUUCUUCCCUAUGUCUUUCUAGACUCGGGAGGAGAUGGGGAAAGUUAAGUAAAACCUAAGACGGUGUGUAUAAUGAAGGGGGAAGCCAUACUAGGUUGUGAGAUGAACAAGUGGAUCAUCUGUUACCGCAGGAGACCACGAUUUACACUGUUUCAGUCUAAGAGAAAAAGGGCUUCAACUAUGCACUUUUCCUGUAACAAAACAAAAAUAAAUAAAAAUAAUUCAGUCA
Anarrhichthys ocellatus (wolf-eel) is the source of this 2556-nucleotide messenger RNA. RefSeq names its product small integral membrane protein 14 (gene smim14). The record is from RefSeq and is a predicted model, not a curated record. The coding region runs from base 152 to 463 and encodes 103 amino acids. Gene Ontology annotation, cellular component: endoplasmic reticulum. The transcript is spliced from 5 exons. NCBI's taxonomy places the organism in Eukaryota, Metazoa, Chordata, Actinopteri, Perciformes, Anarhichadidae.